AUGAAAAAUUAGAAUAAAUUAGAAAUUCUUUCUAUAUAUCCUAAUGAUAGUGAUUCUUAAGAGAUUUAUCCCCUAUAUGAUAUAUCAUUAACAAGAAUUUUUGAUACCGAAGACUUUUUAUAAUAAACAUUGUACACUAUAAUUCGACAAUGCUAUGGGUAUAGAAAUUUAACUAGAAUGUGGCCUAAAUUAUCAUAAUAAUAAAUAACCAAAGGUAAAUAUGAAAACUAUUAUCAAAAAAUAAUCAAUAAUCGAAUUUCAAGAUUUCCCUAAUUGAAUUUAUAAGGUAUUCAAUAAAUAGAAGGGAAACGAUAUAAAAUAGUGCUAUAUUCAGAAUUAAUGUUCAAAUUACAUCCUUAAAAAAUGGUGUGUUGUAUAUGUGAAAAAGAAAUAUUGCUAAGUAUUGUAGAGGAACAUUCACAAUUAUGUCUAAAAAAACAUAUGUUAAAUAAGGAUAUUUAUGCUAUAUAGGAUAAAAUUUAAGAGUUAUCAGAGGAAAUAAAUAAUAAGGAAAUUGAACUUAUUACUAAAAUAAAUUUGUAUACUAAAUAAAGGAUGUCUGAAAAAAAUUUAAGUCAUUAAAACAGUCCAGUAAUGAGCAGAAGCAAAUAAUAAAUUACUCUUUCGAAGUUUGCUCAAUAAAGUGAUCAAAGAUAAAGAGGUUUAUAUAGAGCAAAAACCAUAAAUAUCUCUGAAGAUAAUAGCAUUAGUGAAUUUCCAACAUUUCAUUAAAGAAAACCAGGUAGGAAUUUUACUCGUUUAGAAUCAUCUAUGAGUAUGAGUCCAGAUAGUUAAAAAUAAAUAAAAUGUGCUAUAUCUUUACUGAAAGUUACUCAACAAUAUUGUUAAAAAAUAUUAAAAUAGGAUAAUUCAUUUGGUUUAGAUAUUGAUGCUAAAUUUUAAUCAUUGAUUAAAUUAGGAUUACCUGAAAUUAAUCAUUUAAAUGAUGUAAGUGAAUUAAUGAAAAGAUCCUUAAGUUUAAUAACAUAACGAUUAGCAUUAAAUAAAUAAGCAAAUAAAAUAGAUACAGCAUAAUUAUAAUUAUAAUGUGGAUCAAUUGAUAAAUUAAAAAAAAUAUUCUAAAAAGGAUUAUCAAAUUCAUAUAAAUAAGCAGGAACUUCAUUAAAUAGUAGAAACAAAAAAGGAGUCAAUAAUGGAGGUAAAGUAAGAAUUAUGGAUUUAGUCAAACCCAAUAAAUCUAAAUUUAAUCAAAGAUAAUAUAAGGAGGAUUAGGAGGAAUCUUAAUAUUAAAAUUAAUAAACUCCUAUUUAAGAAUAAAAAAUUGAUUCUUUAGAAUAUAUAACAUUUUCUCCUUCAGAAGAGAAUGUAAAUUAGAAUACUAACACAUAAUAAUUAUUAAAUAUUCAUAUUUAUUCUCAAUAAGAAGAUGAUGAUAGUGAUGAUGUUCAAUAAAAUCUAUUCAUUAGAGGUUAUUAUUCUGAUUCUGGAAUUACAUUGCGAAUUCCAUAAUCUACUUAAAAAAUGUAAUUUAUUUUAUAAUAUCAUUAAUUCUAGAAUGACAGUAGGAUUAAAAGAUUUUGAAUUUUAAGAAGUAUUGGGUGUUGGAGCAUAUGGAGCAGUUUGGAAGGUUAGAAAAUUAAAAACUAAUGAUGUUUAUGCAAUGAAAGUUAUUGACACUUAAUAAUAAUCAAGUUAAAACUUUUUUGAAACCCUUAAAGCUGAAAGUACUAUAUUUUCAGUUCUUGAAGGGGAUUUCGUUGCAAAAGCUUACUAUUCUUUUAGUCAUUCAGAUUGUUUAUUUUAUGUUCUUGAAUAUGUGAAGGGAGGUGAUUUUGAUAAAAUUUUAAGAAAAUAUGGUGCUUUAGAUGAACCAAUUGCUAAAUUUUAUAUUGGUGAAUUACUCUUGGCUAUAGAGGCUUUACACAAAAAGUAAAUCAUUCAUAGAGAUUUGAAGCCACAAAACAUCUUAGUAGAUGGUAAAGGUCAUUUAAAAUUAACUGAUUUUGGAUUAUCAGAAAUAGGAAUGAAACUAUAUAUGAAAUAAUCUGAACCUAGUUAAGCUCUUAAAUUAUAACAAUAAUUAGACAAUAAUAUAAAAGAUUUAGUAAGCAGUGAACCAAAGUCUCCUAGAUUUGAUCAUUGUAUAUCAAUAAAGGCCAGCAAUCAUAAUAAACAUAGAGUUGUUGGUACUCCAGAUUAUAUAGCUCCUGAAGUCAUUAGAGGAGAGUCUAUAAGCAAUGAAUCACUUGAUUAAUGGAGUUUAGGUGUAAUUACUUAUGAAUUCUUGGUUGGUAUUCCACCAUUUAAUGAUGAUACUCCAGAAAAGAUCUUUGAAAAUAUUUUAUAAAGGAAUAUUAUUUGGCCAGAAAUUGGAGAUGGAGAAAAUCAAUUGAGUCUAAAUGCAAAAGAUUUUAUCGAGAGAUUAUUAGAUCCCAAUUAUAAAACUAGGAUGACUGUUGAAGAAGCCAAAAGGCAUUCAUUUUUUAAGGGUUGUAAACAUAUUUCUUAAUAUAGAUAUCAAUUUUGAUACUCUUCGUAAAUAACCAGCACCAAUCAUACCUGAUAAUGCACCUGAUGAUCAACCUUUACUGUUAAUAAAGAAAUAGAGAGAGAAAGAUAAAUUAACAAAAUUACUACGUGAUACUUCAAGUGAAAACUCUACCAUUUCAAAAUUAGGUGUUGACAAUUUAUUGAGACUUGAUUUACUUGUAGAAAUGAAUUAAUAAAAGGCUCAUUAAUUAAGAAAAAGAUAUCAUUGA
Molecule: messenger RNA, 2720 nt
Organism: Paramecium pentaurelia
Lineage: Eukaryota; Ciliophora; Oligohymenophorea; Peniculida; Parameciidae
Source: the annotation of a GenBank genome assembly